This is a messenger RNA of Camellia sinensis, 1733 nucleotides long. Its product is annotated as shaggy-related protein kinase alpha. Gene Ontology annotation, cellular component: cytoplasm; nucleus. Gene Ontology annotation, molecular function: ATP binding; protein serine/threonine kinase activity. Lineage: Eukaryota; Viridiplantae; Streptophyta; Magnoliopsida; Ericales; Theaceae. Gene Ontology annotation, biological process: signal transduction; cell differentiation; peptidyl-threonine phosphorylation. The record is from RefSeq and is a predicted model, not a curated record.
AAAAAAAAACCACAACAGUUAAAGACAAAUCUCUCUCUCUCUCCUCUAUUUUCUCCUGAAUCUAUCUCUCUCUUACGCCAUGGUCUCAUCUGCGCCACUAAUUCUCGCUGCCACAGAUCGGUGACUGUCGUCCGGUGCUGGGUUUUGAUUCGAUCGGUUAAUGAUUUGUUUAUCAAGGUAGAACAGUGAGUGGGACAUUUGUUUAACUAAUGGCUUCAGUGGGUGUUGCACCUACUUCUGGUUUGAGGGAAUCUGUUGGCCAUACUGUUGGUGUUGAUAGGUUGCCUGAGGAGAUGAAUGACAUGAAAAUUAGGGAUGAUAAGGAAGUGGAGGCCACAGUUGUUGAUGGAAAUGGGACAGAGACAGGUCAUAUAAUAGUGACAACUAUCGGUGGUCGAAAUGGCCAGCCGAAGCAGACAAUUAGCUACAUGGCUGAGCGUGUUGUUGGACAUGGAUCAUUUGGAGUUGUGUUCCAGGCAAAGUGCUUGGAGACAGGUGAAACUGUGGCCAUAAAAAAGGUUCUUCAAGACAAGAGAUAUAAGAAUAGAGAGUUGCAAACCAUGCGUCUUCUUGACCAUCCAAAUGUCGUGUCCUUGAAGCAUUGUUUCUUUUCUACAACUGAGAAGGAUGAACUUUAUCUCAAUUUGGUACUAGAGUAUGUUCCUGAAACCGUUCAUCGUGUAAUCAAGCACUUCAAUAAGUUGAACCAACGGAUGCCGCUGAUAUAUGUGAAGCUGUAUGCAUAUCAGAUCUUCAGGGCUUUGUCUUACAUUCAUCGCACUAUUGGAGUUUGUCACCGGGACAUUAAGCCUCAAAAUCUUUUGGUGAAUCCUCAUACCCACCAACUUAAACUAUGUGAUUUUGGAAGUGCUAAAGUUUUGGUAAAAGGAGAGCCCAAUAUUUCUUACAUCUGCUCUAGGUAUUAUCGAGCACCUGAGUUAAUAUUUGGAGCAACAGAGUAUACUACAGCUAUUGACGUCUGGUCUGCUGGUUGUGUUCUUGCGGAGCUUCUUCUUGGACAGCCUUUGUUUCCUGGUGAGAGUGGUGUUGACCAGCUUGUUGAGAUUAUCAAGGUUUUGGGUACUCCUACAAGAGAAGAAAUUAAAUGCAUGAAUCCUAACUAUACCGAGUUUAAAUUCCCUCAAAUCAAAGCUCAUCCGUGGCACAAGAUAUUCCAUAAACGCAUGCCUCCAGAAGCUGUUGAUCUGGUUUCAAGACUGCUGCAAUACUCUCCCAACCUACGCUGUGCAGCCUUGGAUGCCUUGAUCCACCCCUUCUUCGAUGAGCUACGUGAUUCGAACACUCGCCUACCAAAUGGACGUUUUCUUCCCCCGAUAUUUAACUUUAAGCCGCAUGAGUUGAAGGGGGUGCCGGCAGAGAUCUUGGUGAAAUUGAUUCCAGAGCAUGCUCGGAAGCAGUGCUCCUUCCUAGGGUUGUAAUAUGAUGAAGAAUGUGACAAACGAGAAGCUAUUUUUCUUCCCUCGAUUUAUGUUUAAGCUCAUUUGUUGUUGCUGUUUUUUCUUUUUUUUUGGGUAUUUUUUUUUGUGUUACCUUGUUUGUAAAAGCAGAUUAGGAUAUGCUAAACCAUGCCCAAACCUCAAUCUGUAUUGCCAAAAGAUUUUUAACAUUACAUGGAUAAGGAUGAGCAUUUAUUGUAACGAUCUAUUUGAUAUUGAGAUUUCAAUUGUAGUUUAAGAGAGUUCAGCAGAUGAAUUGAGGCCUGAUUGCUUUCA